Pelobates cultripes (western spadefoot toad) is the source of this 2332-nucleotide messenger RNA. Lineage: Eukaryota; Metazoa; Chordata; Amphibia; Anura; Pelobatidae. The record is from the annotation of a GenBank genome assembly.
AUGCAACAUCAACAGUUGGAUUUUUCCGGAAAGGUUCAGCAGAAUAUUGGAAAAACAGGUAAUGAAAAAACAAAUUUACCACAGGAAACCAGGCAGAAAGAAAAUAAGAGAAGUAGAAGAAGAAAUUAUAGCGAUGUCAUACUUGAGUUAGAGUCAAGACAUAUUGAGAAAACUAUCACAAUGGCAGGAAAUGAUGAAGAAAAAGUAAACUCUGCAAAAAACAGACAAAAGUAUUUCAUUAUAAACACAGACAGAAAUAAAGAUGGCUUUAAAGAAAUAAAUAAUGAAAACAGGAAAAUGGAUGCACUGUUAGAAGGAAGUUGGUCUGGAUCUGGAACAACAGAAACAUCCCCUGACACCACAAUGGUCAGAGACACUGCAACAGCCAGCUCACCACCGGAAGGGUCUGGAGACGUGGAUACAACAGAAGCACCCUCUUACACCACAACGGUCAGAGACACCAUGACAGCCAGCUCUCUGCCGGAGGGGUCCGGAGAUGUAGAUCCAACAGAAACACUUACUAAAUCCACAAUGGUCAGAGAAACUGCGAUAGCCAGCUCACCGCCGGAAGGUUCCGGAGGCGUGGAUCCAACAGAAACAACCCCUGAAACCACAACGGUCAGAGACACCAUGACAGCCAGCUCACCGUCAGAAGGGUCCGGAGAUGUGGAUCCAACAGAAACACCCCCUGACAGCACAACGUUCAGACACACUGCAACAGCCAACUCACUACCGGAAGGGUCUGGAGACAUGGAUCCAACAGAAACAUCCACUGACACAACAACGGUCAGAGACACUGUGAAAACCAGCUCACCGCCAGAAGGGUCCGGAGACGUGGAUCCAACAGAAACACCCUCUGACACAACAAUGGUCAGAGACACCGCGACAGCCACCUCAUUGCCAGAAGGGUCCGGAGACAUGGAUCCAACAGAAACACCCCCUGACACCACAACGGUCAGAGACACUGCAGCAGCCAGCAUACCGCCGGAAGGGUCCGGAGACGUGGAUCCAACAGAAGCAUCCCCUGACACUACAGCGGUCAGAGACACUGUGACAGCCAGCUCACCGCCAGAAGGGUCCGGAGACGUGUAUCCAACAGAAACACCACCUGACACCACAACGGUCAGAGACACAGCGACAGCCAGUUCAGCACCGGAGGGGUCCGGAGACGUGGAUCCAACAAAAACACCCCCUGACACAACAACGGUUAGAGACACUGCAACAGCCAGCUCACCGCCGGAAGGGUCUGGAGACGUGCAUCCAACAGAAACACCCCCUGACACCACAACAGUCAGAGACACCGUGACAGCCAGCUCACCGCCGGAAGGGUCCGGAGACGUGGAUCCAACAUACACACCCCCUGACACCACAACGGUCAGAGACACCAUGACAGCAAGCUCAUCGUCGGAAGGGUCCGGAGACAUGGAUCCAACAGAAAAGCCUCCUAACACCACACAACGGUCAGAGACACCAGACAGCAAGCUCACUAGCGGGUCUGGAGACAUGGAUCCAACAGAAAAGCCUCCUAACACAACAAUGGUCAGAGACACCAUGACAGCCAGUUCACCUUUGGAAGGGUCCGGAGAUGUGGAUCCAACAGAAACACCCCCUGACAUCACAACAGUCAGAGACACAGCGACAGCCAGCUCACUACCGGAAGGGUCCGGAGAUGUGGAUCCAACAGAAACAUCCCCUGACACUACAACGGUCAGAGACACUGUGACAGCCAGCUCACCACCAGAAGGGUCCGGAGAUGUGGAUCCAACAGAAAAACCACCUGACGGUACAACGGUCAGAGACACUGCAACAGCCAGCUCACCGCCGGAAGGGUCCGGUGACGUGGAUCCAACAGAAAUAUCCCCUGACACUACAACGGUCAGAGACACCGCAACAGCCAGUUCACCUUUGGAAGGGUCCGGAGACGUAGAUCCAACAGAAACACCCCCUGACAUUACAACGGUCAGAGACACUGUGACAGCCAGCUCACUACCGGAAGGGUCCGGAGGCGUGGAAGGGUCCGGAGACAUGGAUCCAACAGACAACACCCCCUGACACCACAACGGUCAGAGAUACUGUGAACAGCCAGCCUCACCGCCAGAAGGGUCUGGAGACGUGGAUCCAACAGAAACACCCCCUGACACCACAACGGUCAGAGACACCGCAGACAGCCAGCUCACCGCCAGAAGGGUCCGGAGACGUGUGUCCAACAGAAACACCACCUGACACCACAACGGUCAGAGACACAGCGACAGCCAGCUCACCACCGGAGGGGUCCGGAGAUGUGGAUCCAACAAAAACACCCCCUGACACACAACGAUCAGAGACAUUGUGA